This is a messenger RNA of Seriola dumerili (greater amberjack), 2482 nucleotides long. Its product is annotated as X-ray repair cross complementing 4. The transcript has 8 exons. The record is from RefSeq and is a predicted model, not a curated record. Gene Ontology annotation, biological process: immunoglobulin V(D)J recombination; response to X-ray; double-strand break repair via nonhomologous end joining. NCBI's taxonomy places the organism in Eukaryota, Metazoa, Chordata, Actinopteri, Carangiformes, Carangidae. Gene Ontology annotation, molecular function: DNA binding. Gene Ontology annotation, cellular component: DNA-dependent protein kinase-DNA ligase 4 complex; nucleus; DNA ligase IV complex. The coding region runs from base 96 to 992 and encodes 298 amino acids.
UCAACGGAGCCUGCAGCAGUGACUUCAGUUUCACACAAAAAUGACUUCGUUUGGACAUCGCAGUAGUUAGCAACACAACACCGUCUGAAGGCCACAUGAGAGACAUGAUUGGUACAGUCUGCCAGAUCACAGUAGUUACUGAUCCAGGUACCCCCUACUUCCUGCGAGUGGACUGGGCAGUAGACCUGGGUGCUGGGUUCACACUAGCUCUCACUGAUGGCAGCUCAGCGUGGAUCGGAGAAGUUUCAGAAGAUGAAAUGACAAAGGAUGCCAUUGAAUUGGGAGUCACAAGGGAAAGAUAUGUUGAGGAUCUUCUUCAAGCACUAACAAGAAGUGAGGAAGGAGGAGGAGGAGGCAACAAGGAGGUGUAUUCUUUCCACCUUACUCCAGAUCACUGUCAUCUCUCAUAUCAGAAGAUCUCUAAUGACGUCUCGGUGCACUUGGGCUCUGUGGAGCUCCAGCAAGCUCCAGACUCUCUAGAGCUGAACCGGGAGAUGAUUGGCCAGUCCCUAAAGCGCAGCACAGAUCUGGAGUCAGAAAACUACCAGCUGCUAGAGGAGAACCGUAGACUGAAACAGCAGCACCAGCGAAUACUCACAGAGCUGGAGCAGCAAGUUCAGGAUAAGGAGAUGUUGGAGAGGAAGCUUUACUCACGUUUCGGCAUGGUGCUGAACGAGAAGAAGGCAAAGAUCAGAGGCCUGCAGGACGCUGUCUGCCAGCUCCAAGAGACCGCUGCCCGGCAGAGAGAUGAGGAGAGGAGACAGAGUGACACUGAAGCAACUCAGGGUGAAGAUGGCAGUCAGGACAGAAGAGAGGAGACAGUUCAGAGCAUCCAUCCAUCUCAGGAGUCAACUAUUCUCAUCACAGGUCGUAAUCUUGAGUGCCAUGGCAUCUCUGUGGACCAGACGUUUUCUGACGAUGAAGACGAACAACCGAGACGGAAGCGCAGGCUGCUUCACACUCUGAGCCCAGAACCUUGUGAACAGGAAUAAAAUCACAGAUGAUAUCCAGGACUCAUCAACAUGAUUACAGCCCUAAAUCUAAGGCUUUUGUGAUGAACAGGUUUUCUUGAUCCCUGUCCAGCUAUGUGGCAAGCUAGUCAACCCGUACCCUGAUGAACACACCCAAAAACAAUGACAACCAGGCACAGUGUCCUGGAGGUGUCCCCAGAUUUGAUGCCAGAUUAAGUCCCAGAUUGUUAAAGCAAUUUUCCCAAAGCAGGAGCAUGUUGCUGCCAUCUGGUUCGCUUUAACUGUGACAAUUACCUGCCACAGCUCUCAUGGGACGCUCGCUGCUUGUCUCUCAUUUUCAGUAAAUCAGAAGAUGAAGAAUUAAUGACGCCAUCUUUUCCCCAUUCUGUUCUCCGCUCGGCGCUGCUGUAAAGAUGCGUUAGUGGUCAUGUGAUAGCAGGCACUUAACGCCCUCCAGUGUUUCCUCAGGAACUGAUGGCAUUGUUGCUAAUGACGCGGAGGGUAUGGCAGAUAAUGUGGACCAGUAUGGAAGUAAUUUCUCAAGAGCUUGACUUCGCCCUGAGCUCGAUUUUGGCUGCCAAGCCCCUCGGCCUUGGCUCUGUGUGAGACUGAAAGAGUAACGACUACUGAGGGACAACAGGCUACACCCAGAAAACAGGGUGUCUCCACCAAGGAACUGAAGCUGCUUUGUAGCUGCUUAUUCAUCAUGUCUUGCUGAUGUUUUCCUCCUUCUUUUCAUUAUGAAAAUAAACUAUACACCAUCUCUUUCAUUUCCACUUUCUAAACUAGCAUUUUCCCAAAGAUAAUUUGACCUCCCCGUUUUUUCUUGUUUACAUCUGCUCUUUUAUUCUGGAGAUGUUCUGUGGCCCAAACUACCUGAGGGGUGUUAUGCAGAGGGUUAAUAGGGUUAUGUUGUCUUCACCUCCUCACCUCUUCCUUUACCUCUGCUACCAGCUUUAGGUCCUGAGGUCAUCACAGUGUGUCUUCACACUGACAGUAAUGAAGCUAGGGAGAUCUACUCUUUAUCUGACCAUUCUACCUUUGACUUCUGGACCCUCCUGCCGUCUUUUAUAAUUUGGAUGAUACCUAUAUUGUCUGCUGAAGACCACGGGUGGCAGCCAGGAUAAUCCCACAACACGCGCUUGCUGGUUUAGUAAUCCCCACAGGAAUGUCACACUCUCUCCUCUGCACAACCCGUCAAUAAGGCUUUUUAUACAGGGAAGUCCAGAUCGGGUAUUGGGGAUAAUUUACAGAUGAGUGCAUGACAACGUGAUCUGGAGACUACGCUGAAUAUUUCAGUCAAUAGUUUCAUUCAGAAAAUAAUCCUGAUAGCAUGUUAAUGCAGAUUAUUCUAAAAUACAACAUUAAAAUAAGGAAAUGGAUGUUGUUUCCUUAUUUUGAAUAAACCCUGAAGAUUGCUUUUGUCUAUUUUAAAGACAUUGUAAAUGUUUUCAACAUGUUGAUGCAAGAAUAAAUAUUUUUCAUUUGAUUUUAAAUAUAACAAAUGUUUC